Schistosoma rodhaini is the source of this 4121-nucleotide messenger RNA. Lineage: Eukaryota; Metazoa; Platyhelminthes; Trematoda; Strigeidida; Schistosomatidae. The record is from the annotation of a GenBank genome assembly.
UUUUUAAAUUGACUGUUGGAUAAGAAGCUGGGUUUGGGGUUUUCGUGUGGUUUCUAUCUCAUACACUUCAAAAUUCUUAAUAAAGUACAGUGAUUUGGGGGUUUGCGCGAUUUUUUCUUGGAAUUAGUUGCUACUAUAUAAAUGAAAUAAAUGUAGUCUAAUCUAUUUAACUACAAAGGGUCAAAUGUUUCAAAUCGAUAUUAUUGUAAAGCUUGAUGAGAAAUCCCUGUGAAUACACUUUCGCUAGAUAUAAGCCAUGAAUUACCUGGGAAAAUUAUUGAAAUGGUACAGAUAACUGUUACUAGCUUUCUAGAUACAAAAAUAACUCAUUCCAAAUAAGCUUGCUGAACUCAUUUUUGCCAACCAUAAAAGCUCGUUACGGCACCUUUUAACUCUUCAAAAAGUUUAUUUUUUAUGCUCUGUAUAAAAGUGAGAACACAAUAUAUGAUUGAGUCGGUGGAUAUAUGGAUCGAAAUAUUUCUAAGUAAUUUCUCUAUAAGUUGCUGUCUAAGAAUAAAGCUGUUUUUGUCGUCAGCAAAUAUCAUUUUCUAUUGUAUUGAAGGUAAUUAUUUAUAUUUUUUCAGAGGAGUGAAAGAACCUUAGAAUAAAAGCCUUUUAGAAACAGAUAGUAUACGUUUUGGUAUACCUGAUGAGUUACAGAUGCUAUUUAUACUAUUAAUAUUGUUGUAUAUUAUGCCUGAUAUAUAGACUGGCAGUAGGCUUUCGGAUUUAUCAAAGGUAACAGAGGCUGAAAUAUACUAGUGAAUUAAAGGUUCGCCGUAUUGAUUUUGAUAAACAAUGAAUUAUGAGAAAAUUAUAGUUGAGCUAAUAACAGCAGCUAAUUGACACAAAAGUGUAGAUCAAUAAUAGUUUGUACUGUGAAUGAGUGACAACAUAUAGUGUCUAUUAACUGCAUUUAUUUUGUGACAUGAUUUUGUAGUUCUUCUUAAAUUUUACUUGUUAAGCAUGCACCCUAGUUUCGGAGCUACUUUUUGAGUUUCAUGGGGAUGCCAAACUAUUCGAAGAUGUGCCUAUUUCAGAUGACUAACUUUUCGAAAUGGUAUGAUUUGUGAUAACGACAUCAACUUCUGACUGUGCCUUUUGUAUCAGGAUUUUGCGGCUUCUUUUCCUUCACAGCUUUUCGUGCUUUAAGAGAUGAAUCCUCUAAUUAAUAUUUAUCAGUAAAAGUCAAAGAGAAUUUUUUCACUUUCGAAUUUAUUUGACUGUAUACAGAUUACUCUAUGAUUACUAAUUAAAGAAAUCACACUGGACGAAUGUCACACAGGCUUUUUGAAAGCAAAUAUUAGGCUGAACGAAUGAGAACCAUGGUGAAUUAAUUUAUCCGAUAAUGCAUACACCGAAGGUCAGUUAAACGGAAACCACUUGAGACGAAUGUGAUUUCAAUUUCGAGUUUCCAUUAAGACUAUUUGAGAAUUAAUAUGUCCAACAAGAAAAUUCCUGAAUAUUUAUUGGUAUAACGUUUUGCACGUUUGGGAAGUACAAGAUUAUAAUGCACUUAAAAGCGACUAGGAAUAAUUUUUACCUGCGAGUCGAAAUGAUGAUAAACUUUAAUCCAUACACUGUCAAAAUGAUUAUAUUUUGAUUAUUGACGCACUUCUGCGAAUAAGAUAAUGUAUUUAUAAAUAAUUCAUAUAAGAGGGCGACCUUAGCUAAACAAUCGUUGAAAAAUCAGAAAGCACUUAUGGGUUGAUAUCAUAUCUUAACGAAGUAGUGCAUGUACAUCAACAAUCAAAGAAAUUGUGUAUUUGCUCUCAUUUAUUAUUCAACUUUUCCGGAUUGUUACUCGUUAGUUUACGUAGCACCUGCGGUGAAUGCUCAUGUGGUUAUACUAAUUACAGUAAGAUUUGAAUGAACAGUUUACUGAUACCUCAAAUUUAUUUUGAGCAAUUCUAAUUACCGUAAUAAUUUAGAGAUCAAGGUAACGCUCUGAGAUUACUAACAUAAUGUGCUAAUGUUGCAAAGUAGGAUGUAGAAUUUAAAUCGAUAGAAUUGUUAAUGGGAUUAAAGUGAUUUCAUGCUUAUACUGUAUUUUAAUAAUGUUUGUUAUGCAUAAUCUUAUUUGUCGCAUAAAUAAUAUUUUGUUUGUAAAAGGUAGUCUGAAAUUCUUCAUACUUUGGAUUGAUCAUGUUGUCCUUCCAUGUUAGAUCUGAAUGCAGAAUAUUUUGUUAAUUAAAUGAAGAUAUCCUUUCAGUUACCGUUUUUGUUUUAUUUCAGAAUUGAUGGAACCUCCACCUAGAUUAUAUACUUAUAAGGGUUUAUUCACUGAAAGUCGGUCACUGGACUUAACACUAAAAAUUGUGUCGACUAUACUGUCUUUUCUAGUCUUUUUAUUCUUACUAGCUUGGCGUAUUUCAAAAAAAGUAAGUAAUUGUGAUUCUCCAAUUAAAAAUUUGAAGCAUUAUAAUAAUCCUCCGAUAGAUAAGCGUUUAUGUUUUCACAGUUUCAAUGAUCUAUGCCAAAAUGGAUCAUUCCGCUUGACAUCAUUCUAUGCAUCUAGAAGACAAAAGUUUCCCCUGGUAAGGGGUUACUUAAAUAAACAAAAUGUCAUUUUUGUUGAAGAUUGGAAAUUAAUCACUCUUUAUGACCGAUAUCCUCUGUUAGAUCUACACUAUUCCUUAGCUCCAAAAUCAUUCCGACGGAAAUGGUGUGGCUUAAUGAUUGCUGAUGAUACUUUACAGUUUAGAUCUGAAUUGAUUGAGCUGGUGUUGUUGGCCUUCAAUAGUUUACCAAUUAAGAUAUUCGAACGUAUCGGCCAUUUAGGAGCUGAUCCUCAAUCACUUGGCUCUAUAUUAGUUAGUACUAACAACUGUGCAAAAUCUGAAAAACGUUUAGACAUGUGGAUAUGUAGUGUGUAUUCAGAAGUAUUUUUUUUCGGUCCAUCAGAAAUUUUUUGCGAAACUGCUUCAGACAAUACAUUUUGUUUUGGAAAAGAAAAAUUCAUUUUAGAUCUAAGAAAAUGCAUAAUCUCACUGGAAUCCUUACAUACACAUGGGAACUUUAUAAAAAAGUCUAAUGCAUUUAAAGCAAUCUUACAGUCAUUUUCCAACAACCCAUCAUCUCAUAAUACGAAUGAGUUAAUAACUACGUUUCACAGUCUUAUAUAUCCCUUAAUUCAUUAUUAUUUGGAUAAAUUUCUGAAUAGUGAAAUAAAAGAAAAUAUUAACAAUUCAGAUGGUAAUCUAGAAUAUUUACAAACAAGCGAGAAACCAACAAAUCUAUUAUUACAACUCAUUAAUACAUAUCAUUAUUUGAAAGAGGAAGGAAGUUCCAACGAAUUCCUAACAUUAACACAUAUUAUUCAUUUACUUGGUGAAUGUUGUUUAAUAACUAGGUAUAUAAUGAAUAAGACUUUAAAAACUCUAUUGACAGUUCUAGCUAUUAAACCAAAAUGGCAAGAUAAUGUAAGAAAAGAAUGUAAACAGUUUUUAGAAGCCCAAUAUAAUCAUAAAACACAAAAGUCUACAUCAUUAUGCAGCCAUUCUAUAUCACAUCUUUGCAUGUCUUUGGAGCACACACAAUGUUUGGUUUGGACAAAGGCUUUAAUUCAAGAGACGCUGCGUUUAUGUGUACCUGGUUGGCCAUUUGGUUGUUUACGUCAAGCCCUCCGCGAUGGGGAAAUACUAAAGCAAGACUUUGCUGAAGGAGAAUUAGUGCUUUUUGAUGAGCCUUCCUACUACUCAGAUCCAGAUUUAUGGGCUGCUGAUGAGAAUGGGUCUACCAAAUAUCAACCUCACAGAGUAUUUGAUCCAAAUCGCUUCAUUGAAAAACUACCCACUGCAGGAAAUUCGACAAUGUUGGAGUUAAGUUUACCUGUACAUUGGGCACACAAUGUUUUUCGAAGAUACACUGUAUGUGUACCCUAUCAAUUCAUUUAUCUUAUGCUGACUACAACUUUGGUACAUUUUUUCGGAACUGCUUGGGAAUCAUAUCUAACAGAUGAACAAAUCAAACCUGAUUACACUGACGAUUUUUUAAUGUGGUCCAAUGAUUUACCUAAAGCUGAUCUUCGAAUCAAUUUUCCUUAAUGGCUCAUGAUGCUUGAAUUAAGCUGAAUAGGCCAGUAAAAUGUUUAUUUCAUAAAUAUACAAAAUUUUCCCUUA